Molecule: messenger RNA, 583 nt
Organism: Apodemus sylvaticus (European woodmouse)
Lineage: Eukaryota; Metazoa; Chordata; Mammalia; Rodentia; Muridae
Gene: Tmem217
Product: transmembrane protein 217
Exons: 1
Coding region: 1-570 (189 amino acids)
Source: RefSeq, a predicted model, not a curated record
AUGAAGCAAAAUAGCUGGUGUGGGCUGACUGCCAGGAUGGGCACAGUGCUGUCGGGGGUCUUCUCCAUCAUGGCCACUCACAUGCACCUCAUCUUCGAAAGGAAGCAUCUUGGGAACGGCAACUGCACGGAGAACUUCCAGAACCCAGGCAUCGGCGUCCUGGGGCACUUCUUCAUCUGCUGGAGUUUCAGAAUCGUCCUCUUCACGUCCAUGGUCACCAUGGUGGCCAGCUGCUUCCUCCUGUAUUCCGUGUACGCCCAGAUCUACGAGGGUCUCCUGAGCUACACCCUCUGGAUCAUCACCUACGAGGCCACCAACCUGGCCGUCCAGACCCUCACCGACGAGUUCAGCGUGGCCCUGGUCAGGGCCAUGCGGUGGUUCGGCUGGGUAGCCCGUGCCUCCCUACACUGCUUCUGGCUAUAUUUCGUCAUCAUCCAAGCCCAGAUCAUCUACCAGAGCAAAAAACAGGGCAACAUACUCACUUACCAUAGGCGUAUCUCUUUGGGAAGUGGAGACCAUCCCCGGCGGAAAUCAAAGAUCAUACACUUUGUCCAGCACUACAGUGAAUAAUGGUGGCCAUCUU